AAAGCGAGCUGUGCUUUUUCAGAAGCUCAUUCAAGUUUUGUGUGUCGGAGAGUGCUCAUCUAUUGAUCUGUACGAGCGAACGACAGGCAUCCUUUGGGGAUUAAAUCCGUAACAGUGUUUCUUCUUCAGUCGUUUCGAGAGUGCACGUCACCUGUGGAAGAUAACAGACGAUCAAAACAAAAAUCGCUUUUAAGCGAAGACCCUGUUCUGGGAGCCUCCUUGAAGACCCAGGUAACAUGGAUGGAUUUUAUGACCAGCAAGUUCCAUUUAUAGUCCCAUCUAAUCAGAAAUCAUUACAAGUGGAAGAACCAUACUGCAGGCCAGUUAAUGACAGGAAAAGAAAGUUAGUGGAGACUGAACUCGCUCAGGAUACAGAAGAACUUUUCCAGGACCUCAGCCAGCUGCAGGAGAUCUGGAUAGCAGAAGCUCAGGUUCCCGAUGAUGAACAGUUUGUCCCAGAUUUCCAGUCGGAGAGCUUGAUGUUUCAUGGCCCACCACCAUCCAAGAUCAAACGGGAACUGAGUCCCUCCAAAGAGCUUUCCCCCUGUAGCCAAGACAGAAGUCCUAUGCCGUAUGGAGAGAAGUGCCUUUACAGCUACAGUGCCUAUGAAAGGAAGCCCACAACUGGGUUCAAGCCAUUGACUCCUCCCUCAACGCCCGUCUCGCCGUGUGGUUCCACCAACCCGCUUGGGACACGCACCCUGCGUGAACAGACGACGACUCCUGUCCCCAAUUCCACGUUAGGACAGCAUCUCCUUCACAGGCAGCCUUCAAUGACCAAGACCACACCCGGUCAGCCGGCACUCCCUCACCACUGCCACAGCCCUCCUUUUGCAGUGCCCUGUCCACCCCUGAACCGUGAUGCUCACUUCAAUAAUGAGCCUAGGUUUCAGCGACAACUUUCAGAGCCCUGCCUUCCAUUCCCACCCGCUGACACCCAGGGAAGACCCAACUUCAUGCCACAUGUCCCAAGCACUUCACCAAGAGAUGGCAGACCACCUUACCAUCGCCAAAUGUCAGAACCCCUGGUUCCCGUGCCUCCUCAGGGUUUCAAACAGGAGCUCCUAGAACCACGCUACUCUGAGCAGGGUGUUCCCAACAUGGUCCCGUCCCAGGCGGCCUUCCACCCAAUGGCCAUCAAGCAGGAGCCACGUGACUUCUGCUUUGACUCUGAAGUGCCUAAGUGCCAGUCUUCAUUUGGGAGGGCAGCAAGCUUCUACCAAAGCCAUGAGAGCUUUUCUUUUGACAGAGAUCAGCAGUUAUAUUAUGAUGACACCUGCGUGGUUCCCGAGCGAAUUGAAGGGAAGAUAAAGCAAGAGCCAUCUGUGUAUCGUGACGGUCCCCCGUACCAGCGCCGUGGCUCCCUUCAACUUUGGCAGUUUCUCGUCACGCUCCUGGAUGAUCCCGCCAACGGGCAUUUCAUUGCGUGGACGGGACGAGGAAUGGAAUUCAAACUUAUAGAGCCAGAGGAGGUGGCCCGACGCUGGGGUAUCCAGAAAAACAGGCCGGCCAUGAACUAUGACAAGCUGAGUCGCUCCUUGCGCUACUAUUAUGAGAAAGGAAUCAUGCAGAAGGUUGCUGGUGAGAGGUAUGUAUACAAAUUUGUGUGCGAUCCCGAGGCCCUCUUCUCCAUGGCCUUCCCAGACAACCAGAGGCCCAACCUUAAAGCAGAUCCCGAUGGCCUGCCCGGAGCAGAUGAGGACACGCUUCCACUGACACACUAUGAUGAUGUGGCUUCGUACCUGGUAGACGGAGGGGAGCAGUGUGUCUCUGGGAUGCCUUUCCCUGACGGUUAUGUGUACUGAUCAGCACCCUGAAAUGUUGAUCUGACUGACACACAUCUGUCCCUGUUGCCUCAACUUCUGAACUGCCCACUUCCAGAUUCACCCUCCCAAACGUAUAAAUGAAUGAGGAGAUAUCUGCAAGACACUUUCUCUCUGGCGUCAGUCGCUGGGAUGGGGGUCGAGGAUGUGAGCAAAGACGGUUUGCAGUGUUCAUGGCAAGCGGUCAAUGCCACAGGAAGAGAUGGUUGAGCUGGAGCAAGAAUGGUGCUCGAAGGACAGAGAGAGAUCUUAUUGCAAGAAUUGUAGCAAUUCUGUUAUUGACAAUCUG
Molecule: messenger RNA, 2112 nt
Organism: Misgurnus anguillicaudatus (oriental weatherfish)
Lineage: Eukaryota; Metazoa; Chordata; Actinopteri; Cypriniformes; Cobitidae
Source: RefSeq, a predicted model, not a curated record